CGCGGAUAGUUAUGUUUGUUCAAACCUGUCCACCACCAUGUCGUCCGAACAGCUGGCUCAAUUGCAGAAGCCUACGGGCGAAUAUCGCCAGUAUCUCCCGGAUCUUAGUCUGAAGCGCUUCCAGGUGAUGCACAGCCAGGAUGCGCAUGAGUACGCACAUGAUUUCAAGACGCUGCGCCAUCCGCCGUGGCUGCACGCGCUGUAUAUGCACUGGUUGGAUUUGCUGCAGGAGCCUUUUAAGGGUGUUACGACUGAUGGAAACGUGCGCCCCGGUUUGUUCACACUACAAGACGAAGGCGUCCCUAUCGCGGAGAUUGUCACUGCAACCGAGUCGCUGCUCUCCAUUCUUGACGACACCCAGCGCCAGUCCCUCAGCUACCACAUCGAUUCGCCCGAAUGGCGCACAUGGUCCAACCCGGAAUUCCUCCUUAGCCACAAGGGCCUGCGUCUCGACGAAGUCACCCCCUCCGUCCGCGACGCCAUCAUGCGCAUCCUCGAGACGACGCUCUCCCCCGAAGGCUACGACAAGGCCGUCAAAGCCAUGCGCAUCAACCACUUCCUGGGCGAGCUGGUCGACUCCCCCGCACCCUGGGGCUGGUCCUUCUACGGCCACCAUCUCUGCCUCAACAUCUUCCUUUACAAGUCCCAAAUCAUCGCCUCCCCGUGGUUCACCGGCGCCGAGCCCAACGAGAUCGACAGCGGCCCCUACGCAGGCACCCGCAUCAUGCAAGUCGAGGAACAAUUCGGCCUGCAGCUCAUGCAGUCUUUAGCACCCUCUCUCCAGGACGACCAGCGCCACCUCUGCGGCGCAUACCGCGACAACCGCGUCGUCCCCUACGAGGGCAUCCCCGCUACUUCCCUCACCGAGCCCCAGAAAAAACUGCUUUAUGGCAUCCUGGAGCAGUACCUCCUCUACCUGCCCGCGCGGGCGCGGCAGCUGAAACUCGCGCAGGUCCGCCAGUAUGAAGACGAGACAUACUUCUGCUGGAUUGGCGGGUUCGGCGACGAGGCUCCCUUUUACUACCGUAUCCAGAGCCCUGUUGUUCUGAUUGAGUUUGACCACCACUCGGGUGUGUUUUUGGCUAAUGAGGAGCCGAAGAAAUUUCAUAUCCAUACCCUGUUGAGGACGCCCAAUGGGGCGAUUACGGGAUGGCGCUGCGGCCAUUGAUUCCGGCUGUGGAGGGGGUUAAUGGGAAGGAGAUUACCUGGGAGAAGUCGGC
This is a messenger RNA of Aspergillus novofumigatus IBT 16806, 1220 nucleotides long. Its product is annotated as DUF3500 domain-containing protein. The transcript has 4 exons. The coding region runs from base 38 to 1168 and encodes 376 amino acids. NCBI's taxonomy places the organism in Eukaryota, Fungi, Ascomycota, Eurotiomycetes, Eurotiales, Aspergillaceae. The record is from RefSeq and is a predicted model, not a curated record.